CUUGUAAUAACCUCUCUAUGGGAUUUCAGCAGAAAGGUUCAUCAAAAGAUUCAGAACACUAGCAGCUGAUUAUAAUCAGUACUCCGCAUGAGAAGAUGGCCACAGAAGCUGAUAUUCCACAUCCCAUAUCUCGACCGAAAGAAGAAAUGGAAGGCAAAGAGUUGAAGUGUGAUGAACUUUCAGGUAUAAUUGUCAGUGAAAAUGACAUGGUGAUCCCAACAGAAAGUAAAAAUGGAGAACAAGAAGCAUUAGCUAAGAAAGAGCCUGAAGAGAAGAAUGGAACUCAUUGCAAAGUUUCCAUAACAGAAGAUCAACCAGAAAGUGACACUGCUGUUUGUGAGAAAACAAGUGAGGCUCAGGCGCAAGAUAACGGAUCGUAUGCCAAGGAAGGAACUCCAUUUGUUGCAAAGACAACAGCAGAGAGAACAACAGAAAUGGAGGAUGAUUCGGUAAGGUCAAAAAGCAUGGGGUCUGCAGGUAUUGAAAAGGAAAGUGCAAAUAAUGAUUCUCUGGAGCAAGAAAUGAGUACACCUCCUCUGAUGAACAACGAAAAUGAUAUGUCAAGUACCACCGAAUUAGAGAACUGCAGCAAGAUUGGGAAAUCAGAGUCAUCCACGGAUGAAAAUUCAUCAGAAAUAGUAAUAGAGAAGGACAAAUCCAACUAUGAAAUGACUGUUAACAAGGCCUCUGAGGCGGCUAUCAUGGAACUAGAGGAGUCCACUAACAACUUUGAAGGAAUCUCAAAGGAAAGUGCCGAAACAGAGAAAGCAUCAGCUGAAUUUGAGGCAGAAGGUGAUACUCAUGGAAGUGCUACUGAAGGCCAAAGUAUCAGCACUGCCACUGAAACAGAUAACAAAUCAGUAGAGGAUGAUGAAAAUCCCAUAUCUGCCCCUGAAUCCACAGUGGAAGAUAAAAGUAAAAGAUCAUGCCCUGAGACUGAUUGGACCAACAUUGAGGAGGAAACCAACAAUGAUGAAAAUCGGACUACCGAUCCCAUUGAAGAACAAGCAUCUGCCAAACAGCUGCUCAGGGAGAUUGAGAGAGGCGAUGAAAGUGUAAUUAACAAAGAACAGACUAUGGAGGAAGAAAGUUGCACUAAAGAACUUCAUCUGAUAGCUGCAAGGGACAAGAAUCAUGAGACAAUACAUAAGGUGAUGGACCUGCAUCUAACACCCACUCAAGGGCUCCAAGUAACAGCUCCAGAAAGUCCCUCAGUGAUGGACAAAUCAAAGGUUGCAGAGGACCUCAAUCAGGAAUUAGAAGCACCUCCACCGAGAAAAGCACUGGAAGAAGAAAAGGUCAUUGAGAAGCCUGUUGAUCUCUCAAGCUUAGAAUCUUUAGCGUCAGAAGACAAGAUUAUCACGGAGACGAUAGAAGAAACAGAUGAUUGUAAUGACAAGACUGACCUAAAUGAUGAGCUUGUAAAGACCCUUGAUACUAGUUCGGAAGCAAAGGGUCCAGAGAUGUUUAAAACAGCUGAUACUAGGCAACAGGAUGCAAAAGUUGACAGUAUGAAGCUUGAAGAAAACUCUAUCAUUGUGUCUGACCUUCUAACACAUGAACAUGAGAAAGCAGAAAUUGUAGGUAUAUGUGAAGAGAAGUCAGAUGCAAUUGAUUUUGAAGUUGAAAAAGUGCCUGAUGCAGUAUCUGAGUCUGAAGUGCAGGGUGCCGAAGAAAAUGAUGAGAGUGAGAUAGUCACAAGCAUAACUGUGGGAGAGAUUGAUACAAGCAAAAUUGAACAAAUCAGAGAUGCUCCUGAAGAAUUAUCUGAACAGCUAAACCAAGUUGUUAAAUCAGAUGGCGAGGGCGAGAUUGCCCCUGAACAGAAACUUCAAGCUGAGAAGAUAGCCACGCUUUGCGAUGAAGAGGAUAGUGAGACCAAAACCACAAUUAAAAAGACUGAAGAUGGAUGCAUAAAGAAAGAAGAUACAGAGGCUGAAACAAAUGAAAUUGAAGAAAAAAUUGAAGGCCCUUCUGAAGCAUUAUCUGAACCCAUAGAUCAAGGUGUUGAAGCAGAUAGCAAGGAUGAAAUUGCCACUGGUCUGACUCUCCAAGCCGAGAAAAUAGAAGAGCAACCCCAGGUGUUGUCGUAUGCCUUGCCUUCCAACAAUGAGAAUGCCGAAACAACUGCAACAAUUGAACAGACCGAAGAUGUAUGCAAAAGGAACGAAGAUGCAGAGGAUGAUACAAACGAAAUUGAAGACGCUUCUGAAGGAUUGUCUGAACCAAUAGAUCAAUUUGUUGAAGCAACUGCCAAGGACGAGAAUGCCCCUAGUCCAACUAUUGAAGCUGAGAAAACAGAAGAACAAUCUCAGGUCACUUCCUCUGUCGUGCUUAGAAGUGAAGAGGAUGGUGGAACCACAACCACAAUCGAAAAGACCAUAGACGGAUGUACAAAGAAAGACGAUACAAAGGUUGAUUCCCCCGUUACUAUUGAUGGUGCAACCCCUGGCGUGGUGUCACAGACAUGUGAGAGUGCAAACAAUGCAAUUGUAGACAAGUCAGAUGCAGAUAUGGUAAAAUUUGAAGAAACCGAAACUUUGGAAGCAGUAUCUGAGCCCAAAGGUACGGGUUUUGAAGAGAUUCAUGAGAGUGACACAAGGUCAACAGCAGAAAUUACUGAUACAGGCAAAAUAGAAGAAGAAAUCAAAGCAAAUGAACAAAUCUCACACCAAGGUGCUGAAAAUGGUACCAAGAUUGAGAAGGUUGAAGAUGGAAGCACAAAGAAAGUUGAAGCAGACGUUGACAACAUCAAGCUUGAAGAAACCACUGUCGUGUCAUCCGAGUUUCCUUCGACUGAAAAUGCAAAUCAGGAGAGAGAAAAUAAGGUGACAGACCUGGAACGAACAGCCACUCAGGGACUCCAAGUAACAGCUUCUGAUAAUCCCCCAGAGAUGAACAACUCAGAGGUUGCAGAAGAUCUGAAUCAGGAAAGGGAAGCAACUCCACAGAGAAAAGCACCGGAUGAAGAAAUUCAGGUCGUUGAGAAGCCUGUUAACCUCUCAAGCUCAGAAUUUUUAGCGACCGACGAAAAGAUUAACAAAAAGAAGAAAGAAGAAACAGAAGAUUUUGAUAACAAGACUGACACUACACAGGCAUCAGUAACGGAGGUACCAAUCUUGGAGGAAGUUAACCUAAAUGAUGAGCCUGCAAAAGCCUUUGGUACAAUUUCUGACACCGAGAUUCCAGAGAUGAUGAAAGCAGAUGUGUCUAGCCAACAGGAUGCUGAAGUUGACAGUGUGAAUUGCGAAGAUACCUCGAGUGUGGUGUCUUGUCUUCCAACACAUGAACAUGAGGAAGCAGACAAUUUAAGUAUACAUGGAGAGAAGUCAGACGCAAUUGAUAUUACUGUUGAAGCAAACAAAAUUGCUGAUGCAGAAUCUGAGUCUAAAGUCCAGGGUGCAGAAGAAAUUUAUGAGACAGAUAGAAGCCUAACUGUCGGAGAGACUGAUACCAAUGAUAUUGAAGAACAAAUCAGAGAUGCUUCUGAAGCAUUAUGUGAACCAAUAACUCAAGGUGUUAAAUCAGAGAGCAAGGACGAGACCACCGCAGUUCAGACACUCCAAGCCGAGAAAAUAGAAGAGCAGCUUCAAGUGUCAUCCUCUGACUUGCUUCCAAAAGACGAGGAUGGCAAAACUACACCCAUUAUUGAAAAGACAGAAGAUGAAUGCACAGAGAAAGAUGAUGAAGAAGUUGAUACAAAUGAAAUUGAAGAAGAAACUGAUGACGCUUCCAAAGCAGUAUCUAAACCAAUAAAUCAAGGUGUUGAAGCAACUAGCAAAGAUGAGAAUAUUCCUUGUCUGGCUCUCCAACGUGAGACAAUAGAAGAGCUCCUUGUAGAUACGAAUGAAAUUGAAGAGCAAACGGGAGAUGCUUUGGAAGCGUUAUAUAAACUGAUAAAUCAAGGAGUUGAAGCAGCAAGCAAUGAUGAGAUUGCCCUUGGUCCGAGUCGUCCAACACUCCAAGCUGAGAAAACAGAAGAGCAACUUCAGGUGUCAUCCAAUGCCAUGGCUUUAAAUGAAGAGGAUGAUGAAACCCAAACCACAAUCGCGUUGACAGAAGAUGGAUGCAAAAGGAGAGAUGAUACAGAUGCUGACACAAAUGGAGUAGAAGAACAAACUGUAGACGCCAGCGACUCAUUAUCUGAACCCUUAAAUCAAGGGGUUGAAGCAACUAGCAAGGAUGAGAGUAUUCCUAGUCCGACUCCCCAAGACAAGACAAUAGAAGAGCACCUUGUAGAAAUGAAUGAAAUAGAAGAGCAAAUGGGAAAUGCUUUGGAAGCGUUAUAUGAACUGAUAAAUCAACGUGUUGAAGCAGCAAGCAAUGACGAUAUUGCCCCUGGUCUGACACUCCAAGCUGAGAAAACAGAAGAGCAACUUCAGGUGUCAUCCUCUGCCAUGGUUUCCAAUGAAGGGGCGGAUGAAACCCAAACCACAGUCACAUGGACAGAAGAUGGAUGCAAAAGGAGAGAUGAUACAGAUGCCAACACAAAUGGAGUAGGAGAACAAACUGUAGAUGCUAGCGAAACAUUAUCUGAACCCAUAAAUCAAGGGGUUGAAGCAGAUGGCAAUGACGAGAUUGCCCUUGGUCUGACUAUCAAGGCUAAGGAAACAGAAAAGCAACUUCAGGUCUCAUCCUCUGUUGCGCUUUCCAACAAAGAAUAUGGUGAAACUGUGACCACAGUCGAAAAGACUGAAGAUGGAUGCACAAAGAAAGAUGAAACAGAGGUUGACAACUUAGAGCUUGAAGAGACCCCUAGUGUGGUGUCUCAGCCUUCAAGCACCACAUGCGAAAGUGCAAAUAAUGCAAUUGUGAAGUCAGAUACAGUGCAAGUUGAUGAAUACAAAACUUUGAAAGCAGUAUCUGAGCCCGAGGAUCUGGGUUUUGAGGAGAUUCAUGAGAGUCAGAAAAGCCCAACUGCAGAAAUUACUGAUACACAUCAAGUUGUUGAAAAUUGUACCACAAUUGAGAAGAUAGAAGGUGAGAAUACAACGAAUGCUGAAGCAGAGGUUGACAACAUCAAGCUUGAAGAAGCAACUGCCAUGUUGUCUAAGUUUCCAACAAUUGAAAAUGAGGUUCUAGACAAUGAAAAUGCAACUGCAGAAAAAUCAGAAGGAAACGAAUUUGAAGUUGAAGAAGCAAAAUUUUCUGAUGUGGUAUCUGAGUCCGAACUUCAUGGUGCUGCUAAAGAGAGUACAAAGGAAGAUGAAACUCAACUGAAUGAGAAGGCGGCUGAUUCCUUUGAAGCAGAAGCAACAGAAAAAACAUCCUUACAAGAACCAAGGGAGCUUGAUGUUUCAACAACUGAAAAUGAGGUUAUAGACAAAGAAAGUGCAACUGUAGAAAAAUCAGAAAGAAAUGAAUUUCACGUUGAAGAAGCAAAAAUUCCUGAUGCGGUAUCUGAGUCCGAACUCCAUGGCGCUGCUAAAGAGAGUACAAAGGAAGAUGAAACUCAACUGAAUGAGAAGGCGGCUGACUCCAUUGAAGCAGGAGCAACAGAAAAACCAUCCUUACAAAAUGAAGAACCGAGGGAGGUUGAUGUUUCAAAUUUCGAUCAGACGGCACAAAAGGAUUCUCAAAAUCAAGCACCAGAGCAAGAAAGAAGAUCUCUAGAAAAUGAUUCAGAAGAAUAUGUUGAUUUUGCAUCAGAACAUGAGAAAACACCUGCAUAUUGUAGUUUGGAGGAUACUUCAAAAGAUGAGAAUGCUAUAGAUUUACCACCCCCUCAUCCAACAAUCAAAGAGCUUUCAACUGAAGAAGGUGAAGCCAUAAAGACCGAUACUUCAGUGGAAAAGAUCACUGAGGAAAAGGAAGCGACGAGAAUCUCACACCCAGUGUCUCCUCAUGAAGAAACAGUCACAAAGAUCAACCAAGAAAAUGGACUAUUAGAUUCACCCAAAAGAGAAGACGAAAUAACAGCAGAACCUUAUCAAGGAGAGAAACAUGCAACAUUUGAUAAACAAAGUGAUGAAAUACAACUUGAAGAGUUGUUUGACAAGCAAACUGCAGCAGCGACAGCAAGCAUAGUAGAAGGAGGAAAGAGCAUUCAAAUUGAAAAUCACACAAUGGAUAAGGUAACAGUAGAGCUGUCAACAAAUGGGAAUGAUAGUAAUCUUGUUGAACCCAAAAUUCACUUUGCAACAACUCCAAAUGGUGAUGAGGCAAGUCAACAUCUGAACGAGAAGCUGAAUGUCUUGUCUGAUGGCAAGGAUACAGAGGUAUCACAUGAAAAGACCAUAACAGCUUAUGAGGUCACUAAAGACGCAAAAGAGCUAGAGAAAGGAGUAGAAUAUGGUGAAGAGAAAAAACUGGGUGAAGGAUGUCAAAAAACAGCAGAAAGGUCCGUACUGAUGGAUACCGACAAAAGUUCACAAAAGAAAUCUCAAGGUAUACUUUCGGGUGUUGGGUCAAAAGUGAAGCAUUCAAUUGCAAAGGUGAAGAAAGUCAUAACUGGUAAAUCUUCUCAUCCAAAGACCUCAUCACUAGGUACCAGAAAAAAAAGGACCUCAUCACCACCAAGUUAGAGGAAGAGUAAGAGCUGGACUCCACUCCAGCAGUUGAACCUUUUCCAGUUGGUUUAACAUAGUACAAUUCUACCAUGAAGGGCUGGUUUGUUACUUUUUCAUCUGUGCUAAGAUCACCAAUUUUAGAGUGUGGUUGUGUAUUUGUCCAAUUUGACUAGUUCAGAUUGAUUACUUUUAAACAGUUACCAUCUAUUUUCAUAUUCAACAUUGUGUGCAGGAAGGACUUGUUUGUAAUAUCAUUUGUGCUAAGAUACCAAUUCUAGAGUG
This is a messenger RNA of Rhododendron vialii, 6791 nucleotides long. RefSeq lists its product as uncharacterized. The transcript has 8 exons. Bases 96 to 6524 code for a protein of 2142 amino acids. The record is from RefSeq and is a predicted model, not a curated record. Lineage: Eukaryota; Viridiplantae; Streptophyta; Magnoliopsida; Ericales; Ericaceae.